AUGUCCAAUAGCAAAUUACAAGUUACUCUCCUCGCGGACGAAUGGAAGUCUUCCAAAGGUGGCCUGUCGACCAUAAAUCGAGAAUUGGCGAUACAGUUGGCUAAACAUCCCAAUGUGUCCGUAACUUUCUUUGUCCCGAAAUGCACUGAAGACGACAAAAAUGCAAGUAGUGGUUGUAACGUGCGUAUCGUUAAAGCACGGGAGCGGCAUGCAUUCGAUCCGCUUGAUUGGUUAAGUUUUCCACCAGAUGAUCUCUCCAUAGACAUAAUCAUUGGCCAUGGUGUAAAACUUGGUAAACAAGCUCAAAUAAUAAGGGAAAGCCAUCGGUGUAAGUGGGUUCAAGUUGUACAUACUGCUCCUGAGGAACUUUCCAUGUUGAAAACGUACUCAGAUUGUGACAAUGCCAUAUCUAAGGGCGACAAAAAACAGUGGAAUGAAAUCAAACUGUGCCAGAUUGCCGAUCUAGUGGUGUCUGUUGGACCAAGGCUUUGGGAGUUUUACUCGCGUUACCUUAGCUCCUCCGGAAAACAUGUAUUCAAUCUUACGCCAGGUAUCUUUUCUGAAUUAUCCUCGUUAAAGCUUUCCACAGUCAAAGGUAAGAGGUUCAAUGUUCUGUUGUUUGGACGAGGCGACUCAGAAGAUUUUAAACUCAAGGGUUUCGAUAUAGCGGCCAAAGCAGUCGCUCAACUGAAUGACACAAGUUAUAAGCUCGUCUUUGUGGGUGCACCAAGUGGAAAUGAGGAACAAGUGGCAGAGCAACUGCUUGAGUACGGCUUGAGCAAAAAGCAGCUGAUUGUGAAGUCAUUUCUUGAAAAUCGGGGAGAUCUUGCAACCCUGUUAUCUACAGCAGAUCUUGCUGUCAUACCCUCAAGAUCGGAAGGAUUUGGUUUAACCGCUUUGGAAGCGUUAUCUGCUGGUCUGCCUUUUCUUGUCACCCAAGCUAGCGGAUUUGGAGAGGCUCUGCAAGAGGCUCUUCCUCAGAGUACCCCCUGGGUUGUGGAUUCUGAGAAACCAGAUGAGUGGGCUGAAGCUAUUAAAAGUGUCCGAGAAAAGGGUCGCGAAGCAGCAAUUGCGGGAUGUCAAACUCUACGGGAAAGCUAUGGCAAGAAGUACAUCUGGGAAAGUCAAUGCAGGGAUCUUGUGGAAAAGAUGGCCAGCCUCGCUAAUGGUAAGCACUUUUCAGUAUAUCUUUUGUGAAUCGUUCUUGUCACGGUCAUAGUGAUUUUAGGUCUGGCUGCAAAACUAAGCCAACUUACCUGUGUCCCAUUUUGUUUCAAAAGGUUUUCGUUCUGCUGCGUGAAAACUCAUCUACACUUUCCCUUACUACACCGUCCUGAUGAUUCAUUUCUAUUAUCACUGCUAGUUUUUUUUUACAUUUUUGUGUUCUUUUCUGCUUAGCUACUUGAGUGAACUGACCAUGGUAAAUGUUUUUCUCUAUAUUACUUUUUUAACGUGAUAACAUUAAAGUAGUAAGUUAAUUUCAUAUUAAAGGUCAGCGGUGAAUUUUGAGCGUAGUAAUAUAGAAAUAUAGAGAGAUGGUUUUUUUUAAUCAUGUAAAGAACGUGGCACAAAGAAUAAUUCUGAGUUGCCGCAAGGAAUCGACCUCAUACCAAGGAAUUUCGCGCUCUGAAUCUCUUACACUGAGCCACUGAUACUCUAGGGUGAGCUAAGUUAUUAUAACGUAAUAUCUAAGGAGUGUUCAGCAUAAUGCUGUUAUCGACCUUGUGGCUCAGUCUCAAUGACUGGGAGGUGGAGCGUCGAAACGCGAAAUCCGAUGAUCUGUUAUACAAUUCCUCAUGAGAACUCUGAUUUCUCCGUUUAUCCCACCCUUGUGAAAGGACGAAAAUUGAACAUCUUUCUCAUUUGAAAUACAUUACAUAACACUUGCAGCUUCAGGAAGCAAGAUGGAAUCGUCAGUUACUGCUGCUCCCUCACAAAGUUUGAAUGAGGCCUCUAAUGUGUACCGUUCAGAUGAACAAAGUACCAAAACGCACCCUGAAGUGAAAAAUGCACAACUGGAAGACGAGUCUGGACUGUCAUCGAGUGCAAGAGGUCCUUUACCUAAAGACCAGCGUUUGACUAAACAAAGGCUCCAGGACAAACGUGAGGAGAGACGAGAAGGUUUCACUGCGCAUGAUUUUGAAACGACCAGUGGAAGAAAGUCAUCAAAUUUUUGUAGUCAAGGAACCACGCCUGAAAAAAAUCUUUCCUCAAGUCUUGAAAUACCCAAAGGUUAGAGAAUUACAUUCGUAUCAGUAAUUAACUCUAAAAUUAUUACUAACAUAAAGCAUUACUACUCUGGUCUUAGCAUUUUAUUCCGUUUUGAAUGAACAAUAUUGGAAAGGAGGCUUUACAUUUCCUCAGAUAAUUAGAUCCGAUGGUCUGUUGUUCAAUUCCACAUGAGAUAUCUGAUAUCUGUAGUUGUCCCACGUUUGAGAGAAGACGAAAACUGAACAUCUUUCUCAUUUGAAGUGCAUUAUAUAACAUUUGCAGCUUCAGGAAGCAAGAUGGAAUCGUCAAUAAGUGCUGCUCCCUCACAAAGUUUGAAUGAGGCCUCUAAUGUGUACCGUUCAGAUGAACAAAGUACCAAAACGCACCCUGAAGUGAAAAAUGCACAAAUGGAAGACGAGUAUGCACUAUCAUCGAGUGCAAGAGGUCCUUUACCUGAAGACCAGCGUUUGACUGAACAAAGGCUCAAGGACAAACGUGAGGAGAGACGAGAAGGUUUCACUGCGCAUGAUUUUGAAACGACCAGUGGAAGAAAGUCAUCAUAUUUUUGUAGUCAAGGAACCACGCCUGAAAAAAAUCUUUCCCCAAGUCUUGAAAGACCUAAAGGUUAGAGAAUUACAUUCGUAUCAGCAAUUAACUCUAAAAUUAUUACUAACUAAAAGCAUUACUACUCUGGUCGUAGCAUUUUAUUCCGUUUUGAAUGAAAAAUAUUGGAAAGGAGGCUUUACAUUUCCUCAGAUAAUUAGAUCCGAUGGUCUGUUGUUCAAUUCCACAUGAGGACUCUGAUAUCUUUAUUUGUCCCACGCUUGUGAGCACCUUUCUCAUUUGAAAUGCAUUAUGUAACAUUUGCAGCUUCAGGAAGCAAGGUGAAAUCGUCAGUUACUGCUGCUCCGUCACAAAGUUUGAAUGAGGCCUCUGUUGUGAUAUCAGAGAUAGAUGAAAAACAAUCAGUUGCUUCAUCAAAAUCUGAACAGUGCCAGAAACUCCAAGAAAAUAGACCAGAACACUUUGUGGGUGUCGACGAAGGUAAUUUUUCUGAACCGAAGUAUUGAAUCCAAUGACUUAGCGCAUUCAGCUGUUUCGAGAAAGAUUGUCGGAAAAAAGCAUAAAAGUAGGUGCAACAACUCCGAAAUGUAUCUUGGGUAGUUUUCAGGUUACGGUUCCUUUUCAGGGGAAACUGAGGAAGCGUCACAUUUCUUUCCUGUAUGGUUAAUAGAUACAAUUUACGAUAACUUUUUCACGACUAAUGGCCUAAAUAUGUCAAUUUGUUUUGUUGUUUUACGGCUAACGAUUGACCUAUAGAAUUCGAAAAUCUGCGGACACAGAAAAGUCCUUUGCACAAUGAUGAAGUCGCCACUGCAUUGACGGCGGCUAGAAGACUGAUCGAUAAUCGUCUUACAGGCGACGGUUCUAGAAAUAUCCUCCAUCCAAGCUCUCGAGAAAUCAAAGGUUAGAUAAUGAUUCAGCAAGAUAUCCUUGUGAUUAACAGGCACUCUAUUUUUAAAUUGGUUUGUAUAGCAGUCAGUCAUUACUCGAGCUUUCGUCUGUCUACAUCAUAGUCCCAAGCGUUCCCUAGCGGAGACGCUGGAAACGGGGAAUGGGAAUCGCGAGCGCAUUACCAAAGAAACUCGUAACUGCGCCAGAAUAAUUCCGCUCCUCUCACUUACAGAUGCACACAUCAUUGUAGAUGAGCCCACACUAAAAGGUGUUGAGCGUUUUCGGAACGGGUCGGUCCACGAAUUACAUUACUUGAAAUCGUAGAGAACUUUCAAAAAACUGAAUACAUCAGAUUUUGAGAAGUGUUAGAGGUCACAAAUUUGGUGCUAAGUAAAGUUCAGUAUGCUUUCAUUCUGUGGAACUGUUGUCUUCAUGUAUGCAAGGUCAUCGGACAUUUGAGUUCAUUUGUAUACAAAGCAGUACUCUUAUCUACUGCUGUCAAUUCAACGGUUCGAAAGUACCCCAGUAAUUGAGCACCUACUUGUGUCUAGUUCGAAAUGGUAAUUUUCUCAGUUAUUAAAGUUUUAUAUACGAGAAAAUAUGACGCAGAAGCGUGUAUGCUUGUAAAUUACUGUUAGCGAUUCCUCGCCCAAAAUAGUAAUAUAUCGGGUUCUAUUGGGUCUAAAAAGUCACUUUGAAUGAGCGAAGACUCUUGAGUUCAAGCUAAAGCAAACUUAAAAGUUUUCGCCCAUACGUCGACUAUCUUUGGAUGUUUUUCACAAAAAUCUGAAUUUUUUUUUGUCAUAUGAACCCUAUUACGCGACAGCGAAAUCAACUCGCGUGGGUGUCACGCUUUCGUGCAGCUUUGUUUCGGUCUCGGUAGCAAGGUGAGAAAUUAUUGGACAAUUUAACAAUUUUCUGGUAGGAAAUGCAUUUUAAUUUGCGACUGUAUCAUCACAGUAAUCAAUUUAAGGGGUUUUAAGUAGUAAUGGUAGAUUGGAAGUUGUUGGUUAAGUAAAAAACAAACAAGCUCUGAAGCAAAUAUAAAACGUUUGUUUGAAUUUAUUACAACGACCACCCUCGUCAUUUAAAGGUAGAUAUAUAUAUAAAAACUUGGGUCUGAAUCUUUUGAUGAUUAAAAUAAAGCAGUUUGUAGAAUUCACAGACUAAAGUUGAAUCUGUCUUAUGCGCUUGCUAUUGGGUCAUUGUACCUUGUAAGUUGAGGAAUUGAUAAAUGUUACAAUCACCGGUGUUUAAUCUUUAGAUUUGGCGAUUCUUAGCUGCAAUGCGUCACCUGAAACCAUGGCUGAUCUUAAGGAAAUUUUGCAAAAGAAUAUUUGCAGUCUUCGCCUAUCAGAAGAUCCUACUUUUGAAAACCUAGAACCCGACAAAGUUGAGCAAUUUUUGAAGGAAAAUCUACUCGGAGUCUGUGUAUUAGUGAUAGAUGCGUCUACACUGAAAGAUGGUUCUGGAAAAGGAAAACUUGAGGAAUACCAACGAUGUUUCGAAACUGCACUGCGUAGAGUUGGUAAGUCAGCAGAGAAUAAGUCAUUCAAUCAAUCAUUUAGUCAUUCAAUCAAUCAUUAAGUCAAUCAUUACCAAGUACACCAUCACAAGAUCCUGUAUAAUUAGAAGCCUUUAAACCAUUUCCUCUUCAACCGUUGACAUCUUUAGGUCUCACUGGAUAUUCUCGUUGUCAUUUCUUGAUUUCUUUUUGGUUGUCCCUUUAUUUAGAAUGAUAAAACUCGAAAGAAGCCGGAUAGGGAAGGUCAUGAAAAUUCAGAUAGAUCAAGUGUGGGUUUCAGCUCUUUAUUCCGUUAAAAAGUUUAUAGGUAACUUUUUUUUCUUAUCAGUGUUAGGAUGGGAUUAGGGUAAGUGGCGAUUGCGUUUGAACGCCUUGGCCUAAAGUAAGGAGUCUCCCCAAAAACACAGUAUUCACCCUGCAUAAAACCUUAUAUCAUGGAAGUCAAAAAAUGAGACAGUGAAUUUCAUCCUCCAAACCUACAGAAUGUCGAACGGGACAAAAGUUAUUAACAAGGUUAAUAAUAUCCUUUUGCCAUUUUCGUUUUCACAGUUGUAAAAGUCAUCAUCUUGGUUUGCGGUCUUAAAACCACUAACCUAUCACCAACGCAAGAAGGUGCAGUCGAUCAAUUCAUGGGACGCUUUAAAAGUUACGAAGAAAAGAUGUCCAUAGUGGAGUUAAACAAAGGGAAGCUCAGUGUGAAUAUAGAUGAUCUUAUCAAGAUUUUGAGGCAACUCUUCGAACCAAAUACUCAGAUGAACCGUCCAAGAGGCUCACAAGAACCAGAUAUCUGUGCUAACUCAUUGACCGUACAUACAUAUCAAUUUGGAGAGAGAACAAACCUUCCAGCGGAGGAAACAAUUGUUGAAAAGGGCCCUCCAAAUAUUUCGCAGUUGCCGUCACAAUCCUCAGUGGUUUACCGGUCUAUUCUUGUGCUGAGAGGUAUCUUUCGUCGUGGAAAGUUAUCUGAUGAGUUGGGUGAUAUUCAUAUAAGAAACUUGGAAAUUAAAAUUCCCGAUGUCAUUUUUGAACGUCUUUUUAAAACGUUCUCAAACACCCCUGAGAUUGGUGUAAGAAUUUUUAAACACCCCGAUGGCUCAUUUGGGUGGACCACUGUUAAAAAUUUGAGGCGAUUUUCAUUAAAAAAGGAAGUACAACUUUUUCAAGAUGAAGUACUCGUCUUAAAAACUCGUGUCCGCAAUGGAGAGGUAUCUUUUGAGGAGGAUGAUGUGCAGUUUCUGCGUGGGGAUAUUGACAUUCCCCCACAUAUUAUUGCUCGUUUGAAAACAGAAUCUAGAGGGAACCCGUAUGGUGACUUGUACGUCAUUUUAGAUAGUGUUGGACAGUUUCGAUCCGUGGUUAAAAGUGGAGUAAUGGAUAGAAUGGCUGAUUUUUUUUUUGCACAGAAAUAGGAGGCCUUAAACCUGUCAAGUCACAAGAGGCUUUUUUUUAGCAGCAUAAAGAUUAAAGGAACUGGUAAAAUCCACUUCAUUGUAUGAGGAAGCUGGCAAAUAACGAGGGACGACAACUGAAUUGAUGUCUUCCUUUUGACUCUUAACCUUCAGAAAUAGCUCUUUUCAGUUGCGAUGCUCGUCCAAGUUGAUGUGAUAUCAGACGUCUCAAUGCAAGCGAAAACCGAACUGUUCACAGUCUUAAAAUCCAUUUCUUCUGAAGAUUGAAAUGUGACAAAUCAUCAUGGUUUAGACCGUUCAAAGAGUAUAUUUGCUCAUGAGCUUAUGUUUUUUUGACGAGAGAUAGCGACAAAGACUCGGUUUUAUUUAGAGAAAGAAAAAACACAAUAGAAAAGGAAAACUGAAGAGAGAGACCAUGGAAACAAGUUAAAAGUUCUACUGGCAGACAGCUUGAUUAUAGACCAUACAUAUAAUAAGGGUGGCAUCUUGGAAGAUUUUUUAAUUUUUUUUUUUUAAUUCAAAAAAGAACUAUGUUAGCCUCUAGAGUGGUAUGUUUCUCGCGCCAAUCAGAUUGCCGCAACUUGAGCAUUCUUUCUCUUGUUCAUUGUAUCUACACUUAUUCGCAAUAUAUGUUUGGUUAGGGUCUGUAACGAUCACACGAACUUUUUCUUGUUGGAAUAUUAACUUUAAUCGGUGAAACUCAAAUCGUUUUAAACUCUACUCGAAAACUUGUGUUACAUGAUCGAACUCGUGUUACGCAUGGGAGUGAGGCGGUUUCAACAGGGUCUAUUAAAGAUAACACAGAGUUUUAGUUUGCUUUUCGUAGUUAAAUUACAAAAUUACAUGGAAUCAUAUUUUUGAGGAAGCUAACUGUAGAAGAAUGAUUUUUAAUUUUUUUCUCUGUCAGAGAAACGACAGUAAGCCGACUCUUUCGCAACUGUUAUUUGGUCUCGUCACACAACACGCUCUCUUCAACGAGGAAGAGAGGGCGUUGUGGGGCAAGAGCGGACAACAGCUUCAUCAUCUUUUUUAUUUGCCUUAUUUACACGAUACAAAAAAAUUUAUAUACAGCGGUUAUAGCGAGAAGGCGAGGAAGCCACCGGGCUUAUGGGAGAGCCACCUUACAUUAAUAAAUAAAGUAAAGAAAAAGUGCUGCGAAUGUGCGGCUUGGCCAAUUCAGUGAUUAUUUAAGUAGAAACUCUUGCAUUUCCGUCUUAAAGCUAAAAAGGUUUGACGAACGAGUGACUGAAACAGGAAGAAAUUUUAGGAUCUUAGUAGAGAAUUGGAAAUUGCUUGAGAUUUGCAUGGCACAAAUUCGUUCGAUAACUACUGGCUGUUCUGGUAACGUAGUUGUGAAUUUGGCUAUUCGUUACAAAAAGAUUGAGAAGCAAUGGGGGAAUAAAUAAUUUCUAUAAGAAAACUAAAAACAUCAUGAGCAAGGUUGUUGGUGAAUAUCUUUUCAAUUAGUGUUGCAGAGUACGAGUUGAGGACCGAGGGUUGGACUGGAGAUGAGAGGAAGAAAAGCGUGAAAAUAAGCUGUCAAUAAAUUCCUGUGUUGGAACAUGAUGAUUGUAUUAGAGAAGGUCUAGGUUUAAGUCUCCCAUCGCAUAACAAUGUCUAUUGACUCUAGUAAUUAGUGAGAGAAUAUUGUUGAAUUUGUCAAUAAACAUAGCAGUGUUUUGAUUUGGUGGUCUGUACACGCAACCAACAAUAUUUUUUCCAUGGGAAACCAUAAUUUCCAAGAAAAGUGACUCAAUUACCUGUGGAUCUGAAAAUUUGCUUUCUUCGAGAAGUUUGUAUUCAACGCCGUUUUGUAAAUAAAUUCCAACUCCGCCGCUCGUUUUCGAUUUACAAUGGUGGGAGACAAAAUUGUAUCCUAUGAUAUUUACGAGCUCUGCAGUGCAAUCAGUUAGCCAUGUUUCUGACACACCAAUCACAGAGAACAGCAUAUUUAGAUUUCUCAGCAAUGAAUUAAGUUGAUCGAAAUUUCUCAUUAAGCUUGGAGUGUUUAAAUGUAUAAUAGAAAAGUUUGUUUUGUCGCCAAAAGAAGCUACUCGAUUGCUCAGAUCUUCCUCAACCGUGUAGCCACCAUCGGGCAGGCGAGUGAUAAAGUUAGAGUCGGGAUUCAGAUGACUACAGAGUGGAUUAAAUAAUUCGGGCCUUUCAACAGGAUUAAAUAAUAAUGUUUCAAGACGGUCAGCAUCGUAACUCGAGGGGCCAUAAUAAAAUUCAUAAACUGCCAAAUUAAAGGAACUAUCAUCCAGGUAAUUAAAAGGAAGGAAAGAUUGAAAGGGUGUCUUGUCAACCAUCAUAGAAGCAGCAAAUUAAUUUACAGACUAAUAUAAGUUACAAAAUUUAGAGAACUUAGCUUAAAGGUAGGCUUUCUUGCCGAGCAAACUUUUCAAGGUCGUCAAGGGUUUUGAACUGGAUAGGGCGGGAGUCUUCGGUUUGCCGAAGAUAGAUGAAGUUCUUACACCAAGAAAACCUAAAGCCAUUACGAGUUUGAAAUUUUUUCGUAUUCGCCAGGAGUUGUUGGACCAGCGGAGUUAGAUGAUGAAAAAGCUUCACGUUCUCUAGUGUGGAAUUGGCAGGUAAACCAAUUGAAGUAGCUGUAAUCUUGCAUGCAUCUUUCCGUACAUUCGUGACCUUCUCUUCACCAAUCCUUCUUGUGAACUUGCAAACGACUGGUCUCGGGCCAGGAGUGGCGUUUCUGGUGAGAGUACGAUGAGCAAUAUCGAUAUCUUGAAUAGAAAUUUCAACUCCUGCAGCUUGAAAGAGGCUAAGACAUAGUGUAGUUGUGUCGGAGGCUGACUCACUUGCCUUUAUUUCAGGGAGACCGACGAUCUUUACGCUGUAUUCAUAACUGUAGCGCUGAAUCAGCUCAAUGGAUUUCCCAAUCUCUUCUACUCGUUUAGACAAGACAUUUAGGUGUGACCAGAGCUGUUGUAAACUUUUAUCCGCUUCCUGGCGAAGGUCACCGUAAGACUUGCCAUAAAAUUGCAGAGUGUUCAAAGUCUCGUCCUGUGAUAUCGCCGGUCGACUCACUUCGCCGCCAUUGUUGGAGACAUUAGCAUUGUUGACGCUAAGUUUGAGCGAAUUCUGAAAGUCUUCAAAUUUUUCUUUAGAGCAGCAAUUUCUGAUUUGAGGCUUUCAUUUUCUUUUUCAAGCCGGUUAACAUUUGGAUUAGGCAUAGAGGGAAAAAUUGCAUUAACAUGGAGCGAUCGAAUAUUCGUCCUCACACCUCGCUCGCUUCGAAGGAGACCACAGUAGGCGUGGCAUCGAUGCAUUUUAUUUUUGUUUAGAAGUAUUUAGACAAUAGAAACAAUAGACCACAAAGAACUUGUGAGAGUUAAGAUAAAGUGAAGUAACACGAUAUUUUCGUUCUUUUGAAAGUUAUGCUCUUUUUCUGUCACAAACAUGAAAACAAUACGUUCACAAAGUGUCCUACUGCAACACACCCAGUUAUACACUAACUCUUGCAUGAUACGCAUGCCUAACAGAGUACAGCCAAGGCUUCUCUAUGUGUCGACCAGUCUUGAUAAUUUAAUAAAUUUGAAAAAGGUUUUUUUUUAUUGUGCGCAGGGAACUUCGCUGGCAAGACAAUCCUCAAUUUUUUCCUUUUUGAGAAUGUCACAAUGCAAGUGGUUACAUCCUCAGAAAUCUUUGCUGGGCAUCACCACAUGAUCUCAAAGAACUUUUACCCUUUGCAAGAUUAAGUCCCUUGGAUAAUAGACUAUCAUAAUGUUUAUCAUAUGUUCUUAAAUUAUUGAGAAUUUCAAAUUAGAUUGUAAGUCACCCUUCAAACAGCCUUAUUGUAUAGCUCCAAUAAACCUCCAUGCAAAAUUUCUAUCAAAGGGGAUGACAUCAAUGUUUGCCACCACAUGAUAACAACAACAAAUCAAUUAUAUGUUAUGCUAAAUUAACUCUGUACUUGAGAUAUCAAAUCUGUUUCAAUCAAAGAAGAAAAUACAUGGACUUUGCUUAUUUUGUCAAAAAAAUACAUGGUUGGUGCCAACUUUUUUGACCCAAUCAUCAUUCUAAGUAAAAUAACCUGGAUUGUGCAACUCAACUAUUUUUGCACACUGAUAACAUAACAACAAUGCAAAUCAAAGAUACAGUAGACUGGUACUUCUUAAAGUGUGUUUUGAGCCAUCAUCAAAGCUUUCCCUUUUCAUCUAUACAGCAUAUAUAGACACAUGCAGAGUGUGGCAGGCCUACAAGAUGCGUUCUAACUAAUAGCAUAAACAUCCGAUAAACAUGAGCAGCAUAAUACAGAAUUUCUAAUAUCAAGUGAUGUUGAGUUGCACACAAUUUUAACAACAUUCAAUGAAGAAAAAGCAGUUGGUCAUCAGGCUGGAAAGAAAACAUUUUUGAAGUUAAACUCCAAAAGUGAUUCAUUAGUGAACAUAUGAACAGUGGCUUUGUAUUUAACAUAUUUUUAUCUACUGUUUCAAGGAAAGAAAAACAAAUUUCAAAGUGAUAACAUCAAGAAGUAAUGAGCACCUCAAGUAGAGAGAUUUAAUGCUGCACAGAACUUAAACAUUUCCCUAACCCUUUACACCCAGCUGGUUACAUCAUACAGUAUGCACCUUCUCCAUACUCUUCCCCAUGCAUUUCCUAUUAAGGUGCGGAUGAUGAUAAUUAAUUAUUUUCUUAACAAUCAAGACCUUUCAUCCAUGAUCAUUUGCUUUAUCCGUUUGACUAAAUGAUUUUUGAUUAAGGGAUGAUAUUGUAGGGGGUUAUUAAAUACUAAUCCCUCUCAAGGGUUACAGGGUAAGGCAAAUCCCGUACAAAACUUUCCAAAAAUAUCAGGACAGUUAAUAGAAAUGUAAACGGGAAGGCUGAAAUAAAAUUUAAGGUGAGCCUCUGCUCAAUGUGUUUCUUUUUUAAUCUUAAUUACUUUGUGUUGUGGUAAAAGAAAAGAAAAUGCAGGGCGUGAAAUUGCGUCUAAUACAGGCGCCAAUGCGACUAAAUUUUUCACUUUGGCGACCAAAUCCUGAAAGUUAGUUGCCAAAUUGGCGACUAGAACGUUUCAUCAUAAUCUUACCAAGAGAUAUAGUGAAUUAAAAAGAUUUGCAAAGAUAAAUCCGCGGCAAUCUUCCUCGUUAAGUUUGUUUCCAAAACGUAGCACAUGCAUCUCGUUCGAUAACUAGACGCCAUCUUGGAUUUAGAUGAGCCUGAAAUUUGUAUAUCAUCCAUCCUAGUGUCCACUUUGCAGCACGUUAAAGAUCUUUUCCCUAACUUAAUUUUGGAGGGUCUAUCUAGAACGCUAACAGCGUAAAGAAAGAUUUUGUUUGUCUUUGAAAAUGGCGACCAACUUUUUUUGAAUUGGCUACCACUUUGGAGAAUUUAGGAGCCAAAUGGCUAUCAGAAAAAAAAGUUAAUUUCACGCCCUGCAAUGACAGAGUGAUUACCACAGUUACAACUACCGGAUUUAAAUUGAGGAACACUCUGUUUGAUAUGCCCUAGGAGAACAAGUUCAUCUCUCCUCAUAUAAUUUUGAAGGUGUAUGUAGAGUAAGUCAGUUUUGACAAGGUUGGGAAAGUAGAAUAAAGGACUGAAAGUACAACAUUUGCAGAUAAGGCAGUCAUAAAAAAAUGGUAAAUACUUGUGAUAUUGUGGAUGAAAAAGCCAAGAAACAUUAAUAAAGACAUCAUAUAACAACAAGCCUUCUACGAAAUAUGUACACAACACCAAAGGUUUAUUCUUUCACACAUUAUUUAUUCAUUUAUUUAUCCACACAUGUAUUUUCUGUUAGCAUACCCCAAAGAAUAAUGUUAUUUUCAAUCCACUGGUUUUAUUUUUAAGGAUGUCAUUUUUUUUUUUUACAAAAUAGAAAUUGAUUGUUGAUGUUUUAAAAUCAAUGUAUAUUUUCCAAUGAGAGGCAAACAACGAGCCAACAACACGUGCAACACAAGCCAAGUAAAUAAUAAAAAAGUCUUUGGCAAUAACCAAUAUACAAAACAACCAAAAUAUGAACACAAUCGAAACACAACCUUCAUUGGUAACCAAUUUACGACACAAGCCAGUACAAAUAAGCACAAUUUUUUGCUAUCACCAAUUUACAACACUUUCUCUCAGCAAUUUACAACACAAGCGAAUAUAAAUUAAACAGAGGGGCUCAUAAAGGGUUUACAACACAGAUCUACAAGCCAAAACAAUAGGCAGCAAGAGUGACACUGAUCAAGAGUAUUUAGCGCUCACCAAGCGCUUUAUAAAAUGAGCUAAUGAAAUAGAUACAUACACUUGGUUCACCACUGCUCAAUACGGUUCGAUGAAGUAACAAAUUAAACCAUAAAAGGAUGGAUGAGCAAAAUCACAGAAUAGUGAAGAAUUUAUCUCGGCACUAAAUACGCACAGCCUUAGUACCGCUGACCGGCUUAGCAAGGAACCUUGGACUUUGAAUGCCUUUGAAUGCCAUUGAAUACCUUUGAAAGCGUUUGGCAUUGGCGUUAUGUGUUUGCAGUCUGUUGCGUGAUGUUUUCGUAUGGUAAAAGUCAAUCAAAGAUAGUGUCGGGUUUCCUUCCAAUGUUACGUAGUUGAAUUUCCUCCUUCCCAUUUCAGCGAAUUGCACCAGGUUUUGUCAACAACUACAUUCAAAAAGGCUAAGAUAUCUCAGUUCAAAAAGCGAAUUCAUCUUUUCAACUGUGAUAACACAUACAAGCUAGAGCCUGUUGAAAAAUUGCUGGAGAAAUGUGGCAUCCAUGUUGAGCGUGUUGAGAAGCACUACUUCAGACUUCCUAAAAUGUAUGAAAUGGUAGACAUAAUUCCCACCUUAGAGAUGGAUAUGGCCUUUUUCGUGGUUCAUGCACAUGAAUGUGUUCUCUCGAUAAACGAGGACGGCGCGGGAUUUGGCUACGCCAAAAUAUACCGGGCUUUAUUACAAGCAACGGGUAAGGAGCUGAAACAUUUUCAGUUUUUUUUUAUCAUUAUUUAUCAUUAUUAAAUCUGUUUGUCUCAAACACAUUUAAUUUUGCUUAACAAUGCGUUGUUCAGCAGGCAGCGAUUUCUUUGACAAAAGCAGUGGCAAGUUUAUCAAAUUUACUGCGGAGCUGUUGUACAUUUUCCCUAACAAAGGCCCAUUAGAUAUGUGAGUCGAAAUCGAAAGUAAAUUAGCAAAUCGAGGUUGGCAGUUCUCGGCGCUUGCUCCGGAAAUUGGUAACUACAACUAGUUGUUUCAUGCGUCGUCGAGGAUCUGUUACGACUAAGGAAAUCGAAUUCUCGGUACAGAAAUACAGUUCCACUUUGUUUGAGAUACCUGCGCUGAGCAAAAAAGAAUUGUACUCGAAUGCUUCUUUAUAAUAACUUGGAACAAGGGUACACAAUGGUUUAAUGAAGGCAACAGAUAAUCGGCUUGACUGUUUUUUUUUUCUCUUUUUAUUCAGUUGUAAACCCGUUUGUAUUUGCUGCCGAGCAAGGAGAGGAAAAAAUCUUUGCCUUGCAUUAUUAAUUUUGCUGCUAAGAAAAGCUAUCAACCGUAUAAAACUAACGCGAUGUGAUUCUGUGAAUAAAGCGGCGGACAAUUUAAGCGGAAGCGACUAAGACCGUUUGCGAUGAUCUGUUUUCCCUCUUUUGUUGGCGAUCAAAAUUUUUAGGCAAUGUUAGGCAAUGUGUUUGCAUUUAUUUCUGAAUUUCGAUUUUAUUUUUCCUUUCCUAAAUCAAGACAGAAGCAAACUUCCAGCGAAUGCUUAUGAUAAGAUGGAUUAGACAAGAGGAACUGUUUCCAAGAAUCUUGUGACAAUUUCAAUUCGUUUUUCAAUGUUAAACCCAAUUUGCGUGUGCCUGUGUGUUUCCUUGAAUUUGUGGUUUAAUGUUGACCUUAAGAUUCAUGUCAUACGUCGUUCAGACCACUAAGAUAUAAGAUUUCAAUGACUCAUUGCUUGUCACUGAAUUUUGGAAGUUAUUAAUACUUGCACUGAAAGAUGUUGAAAAACGCAUAGAGUCUGGGAAUACUGUAAUAUUUUGCACUUUCAUCGGGAUGCCACUCGUUCAAGUUGGGUUCAAGUAGACUACAUCAACUACAUGUAAUUGCCAUUGAAUCCGUCAGGGACUGACAGGAUAAUAUGAGUAAAAGUGAAAGCAAAUUUACAUUUAAAAGCCAUUUUGCUUCAAUGAGUAACGGCUAAGGGAACAUUGAGUUAACUCUUCACAAUGAAAAAUGCUACACAAAUCAGAGGUGCCUCUAUUCGGAUACUGGUUUUGAGCGGCCAAAGCAUAUUUCUACGGAGAAUUUGUAUGUUAUGAUAAAACAGUUAACCAAUGAAACCGAAUUUGAAAGGUAAACAUUUGUCUGCAAUCAACAGUUAUUUAUACCACUGAAAUGGGUUCAAAACGCGUUUUCAAAGCACAUCAAAUUAAUUUGAAUAAUCAUUCGAAUUAUGUGAGGACCUCCAAUUACCAUAAAUGAACUAAGAAACAUGAUGUUUUUUCGAUGACAUGUUAAAUUUUAUUUGCUCUUUGUUAGAAAUACUUUUCUUUAUUUCCACGAGCACAAAUAAAAUAUACAGAAAUAAUAAACAAAUGAGAUUCCGAAGACGUCUUAAGUAUCCGUGUAUCCGAGCCAGAGGCUCAUGUAUAAGACGUAUGGCAGUAAGCAUGCAAAAUAAAAUUUAAAAAAACAGAAACAAAAAAUUACAAUAAUAAUAAUAAACUAAACGUACAAAAAUAAUUACUACAAUUAAAAAUAUCGGCACGACGGUAACACCAGGUGCUCAGUCAAAGGGGCGCAUUGUUCCAUAUUUUACAUCUGGUCAUUAGAAAGGAAUUUGAUUAAGUGUGUCUGACAUGGGAGAUACAAACACAUUGGCCAACAAAAAAAAACGUUGGAAAUAGCAUAUUAUGUGUGGAAGUAUGUAAUGUUACGCCUCUUUACAUCUGAAUCUGUUUUAUUAUCAGGUGGAGAUGUCAUCAUCGUUAUCGGGGAAGAUGACAAAUACAAGGGCGAAGACGAAGAGGAACGUGAAGUUAUUUCACGUUGGGCGAAAAGGAAAGUCGUCUCACAGUUUGGCAAAGAGUAUCUUGAUGGCAGAAAGAGCUUUAUCUUCUCUUGGAACAAACAACAUCGAGCCGUUCACGAACAAGCUUUAUUGCAUCACUUUCACCUAAACAAGAAAGGACUAAAGUUUGAAUAUCGGCCGCCUACUCCAAACCAACAAUCAAACUCAGAACCUCAAUUGCAGGAAACAUCUACAGAAUUAGAAAAUCCAUACACAUCCAAGAGUUACUCACAGAACGGUAAAGACACCUCUUUACUGACGGUUGAUAAACAAGAAAGUCCGACUGAUUCACACUCUAGUGGCGUUAGCAGUGCCGCGGGCGGCAGCAGAGACUUGGUGGGAAUGGAACCUUCUUUCAGUAAUCAAGGGGACAGUGCUUACACACCAAACACACAUAUGAUCCGCCUAAGAGGCUUUCAAGAACCGGAUAUUAACGCUGAAUCGUCUUCCAAUUAUCUACACAACGUUACCACAGAUUAUUUACAAACUAAAUAUUCAGAAUUAAAAAGCUGUCAUGGGGAGAGUUCCCAAAAUACCCCGCAGCCUGUUCUGGCGACACAACUCCCUGGAAACCCUCCUCCCGUUGUUGUGCUGAGAAGUAUUGCUCGUUAUGGAAGGAUAUCUAAUCAAUUAGGUGACCUUCAAGUUUGGGACCCUGAAUUUAAAAUUCCAGAUGACAUUCAAGAUAAGUUGCUUACUAAACACUGUCAUACCCCUGAGACUGGAGUACGAAUUAUUAGGUAUAGUGAUGGCACACUUGAGUGUCAUAAUUAUCAAAAUCUAACAAAGUUUUUUCUGGAUGAAGAUAUAGAGCUUGCUAAAGAUGAAUUUCUCGUAAUGAAAACUCGUAUCCGCCACGGAAAGGUGUCUUUUGAAGACGUUGAUGUACAGUUUAAGUUUGGAAAUGUUCAUAUUCCUCAAGACAUUAUCUAUGGUUUCACAGGAAAAGAUAGUGCUGACCUGUACAUUAUUUCAGGAGCCACAAAGAAUGUUCGACUUAUAGUGAAAAGGGAGGGUGCUUCUAUAAGAGUAAGAGGAUUUAUGAAUAGAGAGUUUCAUUUUUUGUCUCGUUUACUUCAAAACUCUUAGCACCGGAGAAAAUGCAUUUUAUGUUUGUAAGUUAGAGCGAGUUGGAGUGCCUGUGACACGAAAUACUUUUUGCGUACUUAUAUAGCCUAUCAUGUAUACAAUCCAUUGAGGAAAAAUUAAAAAAAAUUACAACUCGUUUUUUUCUGGUCCAAAGGUGCUCUUAUUUUGCCUAAAGUGGUUCCAUAGACUGGUGAAGAGUUAGUGAGUGAUGACGUAGAAAACUGUGAAAACUUUCGAUUCUCUUGUAAUUUUGUAUUAGUUUGUUUAUUUAUUAGCGGUGUAUACCUAACUUCAGUAAGCUCCGCCGAGAGUUGUGAUAUAUCUUACCCAAGUAAUAAAGAAGAAAUGGAAGUUGCGAAUACGGUUCAGCCCUACAAAGGAGAACAGCAUGCGUCAAGCGAAGAUUUCGACCAAGACCGACAAAGACGGUUUCUCGCCUGCAGUGUUCAGGUCAAGAUCAGAGUAAAAAUUUCCCGUUACUGAAUGUUUCGUUCGUUGUGUUUGUUUCUCGUUUUCUUUAGCAAAAUCCAUCUUAACAAUGGGAAGCUGUGUUCGUUUCUGUUGCCAUAACUUAUCGUUCCUUAGCACUGAGUGUGGAGAAUACUUCAUUGAUGUAAUGAUCAGUGCUCUGGAGUUUCGUUGCUAUAGAGAAAUUCCCUCUGCAAACGAAAAGUUUUUGAGGGCAGCAUCGAAAUAAUCAGCUUUAUCACGAGGCACGAUGAUUUUCGUCGCGUAGUUAUUGGACAGUUUUCCCGUGUAAGUUGCUUCUUUCAUCAGGGGUUGCAAAGGCAGAGGCUAUCGUCGUCGAGUCGGUCAAACGGGAACGAGUGAAUCUAUAGUCAUCUGAUUCAAGUUCAUCUCAAAUAGGGAUUUUAAUGGAAAAAAAACUUGUUUAGUUUGCAAUGAUGAAACAUUGAUACAUAAAGCUAAGGUAUAUAGAACUUUUCUGGAGGCAGCUAGCCUUUCGUCUCUUUUAAUUAGUUUAAUUGAAAGGUCGAUGGUAUCUGUGUUGAUCUGCAUUGAAAAAAAAAAACAUUUAUAUGAAUAUGACUUGUAUUUAUAAGUACAGGUAUCGAAACCUACGCGUUUUGUACUUCUAAUAGCGGACGGUAAAAUCGGAAACUAAAUCAACUGUUUCUGAGAAUCUGUUAAUUUGUUUAUUCCUGACGACAAAAUCUUCUUUUUGGCGACCCUUUUUAAUGAUUUUACUUCUUUAGGUGACGACCUUAAGAAAAUUCGAGCUUGGAACCCCGAUCAAGACUCCUGCGUUGCUGAAGCACAAUUUAUUUUUUUUGCGCCCUCAUUUAAGGCAGAAAGUAAAUUUCACGAAUGCUUUUGAACCGAAUGAGACGGAAUGGAAUUUAUAACUAAUUUUAAUUCGCUUAAUGAGGUUAAGCUUAAUUCAUAUGUGUGGUUCUAUCGUAAGGUGAAUUGGGACAGAAAAGUAAACUUUAGCAAUGCUUUUCACUGAGUUGACGGUUUAAGAUUGAUCGCUUGGUUGGUGCACAUGCUUCAUGCAGAGUACAGAAAGCUCAUUUUUAACAAUUUCGUUGGGUUAUUGCCUCGCGCUGAAUUUGGGAGUUUUACUCACGUUACCUUAGCUCAUCCAGAAAAGAUGUGUUCCAUCUUAUGCCAGGCAUCUUCUCUGAAUUUUCCCUUAAAGUUUUCCAGAGUUGA
Molecule: messenger RNA, 18362 nt
Organism: Pocillopora meandrina
Lineage: Eukaryota; Metazoa; Cnidaria; Anthozoa; Scleractinia; Pocilloporidae
Source: the annotation of a GenBank genome assembly